This is a messenger RNA of Brettanomyces nanus, 552 nucleotides long. RefSeq lists its product as uncharacterized. Bases 1 to 552 code for a protein of 183 amino acids. The transcript has a single exon. Lineage: Eukaryota; Fungi; Ascomycota; Pichiomycetes; Pichiales; Pichiaceae. The record is from RefSeq and is a predicted model, not a curated record. Gene Ontology annotation, biological process: phosphatidylcholine biosynthetic process.
AUGUAUGUGAUUACCCACGAGUUAUCUUACGAAUUCAAGAAGAAAAGGUUCCCAGGUUCGCUCAAGUUGGAGCAUUGGGAAUUCAUGUAUGGAAUUCUCUACACAUCCAUUGUCUACUUCAUCUGGCAAUUGACAUACCACUAUUUCAUUACAAUCAGAAGAGCUGACAAGAUUAAGAACGGUCAAGUGACAUCUUUUGAAUAUCUUCGAAAGGCAUUUGCAAACAAACCUAUCGGAAAGUUUGUGAACUCACUGCCCGAACCUCUUCCGGUGGUAGCUUUCACCCUUAUUCAGUACGGGUACCAGUUGACCACAAUGAGUCUCUGCCCGCUAUUUUUCCAGUACAAAUACGCAGCUUCCGUUUUUGUUUCGCUCAUCUUCUUGACAGCAAGUUAUAACGGAGCCACAUAUUACGUGGACUUUUACGGUAAGAAAUUCCAGAAGGAGAUUGCGAGAUUACAGGACGGAUUGAAUAAGCUGCAGAAUAAACUGACAUCAGUGGAGUCCUCAGAGGACUUAACAGCAAAUUAUUUGGAUAUCGGAAAUAAGUAA